AUGACCAGCGUACAAGGGGUGUCGCUCAGGGUCCUACAGGUGAACCUGAACCACUGUUGGACGGCGCAGCAACUCCUGGCGCAAACCAUCCUGGAGAGAAACGUUGAUGUAGUCAUCGCUAGCGACCACUACCGGGGUUUCGACGACGAUCCGCGCUGGUUCGAAAUCGUCGACCGCAAGUGCGGGGUGCUGGUGACAAGACGCAGCUCAGUGCUCAUCACGGAAAAGGGUGCUGGCACUGGUUUCGCUUGGGCCAAAGUCAGCGAAAGCGUAUUCUAUUGUUGUUACUGCACGCCCAACUGUUCGUUACAGGAGUUCGACGAAUUUCUCAAUGGCUUGGAGGGGUCUGUCCAAUGCCACUCAGCGAGAGACGUCCGACUGGUAAUAGCUGGCGACUUCAACGCGCACUCAGCGGAAUGGGGUUCUGCCAAUGUCGACGCACGAGGUUCGCUGCUGUCCAACCUCGCUUCCAUGCUAGGUAACGUUGGAACAGUACCGACCUUCAGCCGGGUGAAUGCGUCAUCCAUCAUUGACGUGACAUUCGCUCGCUACCCGCCUUCGACGAGGCCCCUGGUGAAUAACUGGCGAGUCCUAACCGAUAUAGACUCGGCUAGUGACCAUCUUUAUAUCGAAUAUACCGUCACAGUAUCUGAUAGAGAACCAGUAGUUACACGAGUUGACCGAUCGACAGUUACCGGAGACUGGGCCGUGAAGAAGCUGUCCCUCCCAGCCCUAGCGGAAUACUGGGAAAGGGUCAGUGGAGCUUUGCUGCCCUUACCUACAACCGCCUCCGCCGAAGACCAUGCUGAGCACCUCAAUCAGUUUCUGAUAGACUCUUGCAAUGCAGCCAUGCCACGUAGAGCAUUAUUCAAAGGUAGGAAAGCAGUCCAUUGGUGGAGCAGUGAGAUUGCCGAACUCCGUAAAGCGUCGAUCGCUGCUCGGAGGCGGUACCAGCGUGCGGGCCGGCGGGCGGACACUGAAGGCCGAGCCAAUGCAUUUGUCGAGUACAACGAAGCGAGGAAAAAGCUAAGACUAGCCAUACGAAGGGCUCAAGAAACUAGUUGGAGUGACCUUUGCGACAAUGUUGAGAACGACCCGUGGGGUGCUCCAUACAAAUUGGUCAUGAAGAAGUUAGGCCACCGGUCCCCGACCAUGGAUAGCCACGCAGCGCUAGAAAUAGCCCGUGGCUUGUUCCCCGAACUGCCCCCGGUUGACUGGUCAACGACUCCAUAUUUCGUGGACCUUGUGAUCGCCCUCGACGUCCGCAACGCGUUCAACUCGGCACCGUGGAGGCGCAUAGUCGACGCGCUGCGGAACCGCAAUUUCCCGGCCUAA
Sipha flava (yellow sugarcane aphid) is the source of this 1335-nucleotide messenger RNA. RefSeq lists its product as uncharacterized. Lineage: Eukaryota; Metazoa; Arthropoda; Insecta; Hemiptera; Aphididae. The coding region runs from base 1 to 1335 and encodes 444 amino acids. The transcript has a single exon. The record is from RefSeq and is a predicted model, not a curated record. Gene Ontology annotation, molecular function: catalytic activity.